AAAUAAUUUUGAGGGUUUUGUGCAUUGAAAGAAGAGUCCAACUGGCGACUUGCUUCGAUUUUAGGCAUUUCUUUUUCACAUGCUACUUCCUAUAGGCGAUAUAUUUUCGUUUUAAUGUGCAAAUAAAUAUGUAAACAGUGCUGCCAAAUCGUUGCUUAAAAUUCGAAGCGUAGUUUACCGCUAAUUUUUUGACGUUUCCGCUCAUUUCUUUGUGCGCCGUCAUCCAAUAAGGAUGGAAAUUAAGAAUUGUGCAGAUAUUCCAACGCCAUUUCGCCGUAUAUUUGAACACUAUCCAUCUUUCAAUGCAGUACAAUCGUCACUUUUAAAUGUGCUGUUACACACCAAUAGAUCGGUGGUACUGAGUGCACCCACAGGUUCUGGCAAAACAGUAGCUUUUGAGUUGGCCAUCGUGCGUAUGUUACACGAUCUUGCACAUGACACUAACAGCGCUCAGGAGCAGUGCACUCGAGUAACACCAGUCAAAGCGGUGUAUGUGGCACCAAUUAAAGCACUUUGUGCUGAACGUUUUGAUGAUUGGAAUAGACGUUUCAAAAUUCGGCUCGGCAUAGAGUGUCUACUCAUCACCGGCGAUAGUGAAUUGGAUGAACUGGCACGUCUGCAUAGUGCUCAAGUGAUUAUCACUACACCGGAGAAAUGGGAUUCGUUAACACGUCAUUGGCGUGAUUGUCGUGAUGUUAUCAGCUCAAUACGACUCUUUCUCAUUGACGAAGUGCAUUUGCUGAAUGAAGAUGUGCGUGGUCCAGUGUUAGAAGCUAUAGUCUCACGUAUGCAUACCAUUGCAUGUGAUGCUAUGAAUAAGCCUUUGCGUUUUGUUGUUGCCUCAGCUACUAUACCAAAUGUACAUGACAUAACAUGUUGGAUUUCAGGUAUUGUUGGUGGCGGUAGCAAUAGGAUUAAUCAUGGAACUGUUGCGGAAUUGGUUUACUCAGAUGCAGAUCGUCCGGUGCCAUUGGAGAAACAUGUAUUGGGUUUUAAUUGGAGUUUACGUGGUUUUAAAUUUGAUAUGAGUCUCAAUUAUAAGUUAUUGGACAUAUUGCGCAAAUAUGCCGACUGUAAAGCCACUUUGAUUUUUUGCAAUAGUCGAAAAUCUGCCGAAAUGGCGGCAACAGUUUUAGAGAAAAAUAUCACCACACUUUACGCACUCAGUGACCAACAGAAGACAAAUCUUACGCAACUUGUGCAAGAUUUGCACGACAGUAAACUGCGCAAAUUGAUUGCACAUGGCAUCGCUUACCAUCAUGCCGGCAUGAGUUUAAGUGAUCGUAGCAAAAUUGAGGAGAGCUUCCGUCAGGGUAACCUAAUGGUUUUGCUCUGCACCAACACUUUAGCAAUGGGCGUCAAUUUGCCAGCACGCCUUGUGGUCAUCAAGUCAACUGAGUAUUAUCACCUUGGUAAUAUGAUGGAAUAUCCCGAGAGUACUUUGUUGCAAAUGAUUGGACGCGCUGGACGGCCGCAAUACGAUACAAAAGGUGUUGCUGUGAUUCUAACGCAUAUGAGGAAUGUGCAUAAAUAUGAGACAUUAAUGAAUGGCACAAUGCCAAUCGAGUCACAUUUACACAAACACCUGGCUGAACAUCUCAACUCGGAGAUCGCAUUGGGCACCAUAAAAAAUCUGGAGGUAGCCAUGCAAUGGAUGCGUUCCACAUACUUCUAUGUCCGUUCAAUGCAAAAUCCCUUACAUUAUGGCUUAGAACAAAACACAGAUAAGGAUAUUAUCGAACACAAACUGGAAAAGCUGUGUUUUGUGCAAAUACAGGAGCUAGCAAAUGCCGGUCUCAUUUCUAAAAAUCCACAAAAUGAGUUAGACGUGCAAACCACCAGUUAUGGCAAAUUAAUGGCCAAAUAUUACGUAUGCUUCGAGACUAUGAAACUCUUUCGCCAGAUACGUGGCGAUGAAUCUUUUUUAAAAAUACUUGAGCUAAUUGUUCGCUGUCGCGAAUUCAGCGAUUUUACACUCAGAGUAAAUGAGAAGCGUUUGCUGAACGCGUUAAAUGACGCACCAUUGCGCUUUCCUCGUGCCGGCCGUAUCAAAACACGUGAGGAUAAAAUUUCAUGCUUGUUGCAAGCAAUACUUGGUAAUAUACCGAUCGCCUCCCCCACUUUGGCGCAGGAAUCGUUGAAAAUGUUACGCAUCGGCGAUCGCAUUGCUAAAUGUCUAUUGGAGUAUAUGCGAUUGGCGGAGCAUCAAGCGUCUAGUACAUUGCAUUUGGGCCGCUACAAGGCGUUAUUGCAUACCGUGACAAUCGCGAAAUGCUUCCACGCCAAGUUGUGGGAAAACUCCGAGUAUGCAGCGAAACAAUUGCAGAAAAUCGGUGCCGUUUACUCGGCACAACUGGUGUGUGCUGGGAAAACUACGCUGAAAUCAUUGGGAGCGACAGACGCGCGCACCAUUGAAGCGAUACUGAACAAAUCAUAUCCCUUUGGCGAUGAGAUAUUACAAAAUUUACAACAAACAUUCCCUGAAUAUUCGCUACAAUUGGCGCGCGUUUCACUAGAUCUGGUGCGCGUCUGUGUGCGACAAGUUAAUGAGGCCUUCAUUUGUCGUGGCAUCAAUGCAUUGCUUAUUAUUGGUGAUUCCGCGAAUCAGCUGCUGCUUUUCAUCGAAGAUCUCGAUUCACUGCUUUUGGAGUACGGCUCCUUUAUGAAAACUAUUAAAUUACCAAAUACGGAUGUUGAGAAGCUUCAUGCACAUGUCAUUCAUGCCACAUUGGUUGGCGCUGAUGUACAUGAAACAUUGAUUAUAAACGAGCCUGUUGUUGAAACAACAACUGUAUCAAAAGCAAAAAAGGCCAAAAAGCGAAACAAACAAACAUCGGAGACCACAAUUUCUAACAAGAAAGCCAAACCAAACCUCUCCAACACUAUUAGUACAAUUUGCGAUACAACAAUCGACAGCACAGUAGCAGACAAAAGUAAACGUUUCUUAAAAUUACAAAGCUUUACUUUUUCGAAGUCGAAACUUACUAAUGACAGCAUUAAAACGAAACCUGGUGAAGAGGAGGACCAAAACUUUCCAAAGAGCAAAAUGUAUACCAAAAACUAUUUCAAUAUAACGGAUACUACCGUAAAUGAUGAAUCCUUUAAUACUACCGCUAAACAAUUUAGCAAUAAUUCCACGCUGGUACAAAGUAGAUUAACGCAAUAUUUUACGCAAAGAAAACAUAUAAAUGAUAAAUCAUUAACGAUGCAAUCAAUGCAAAGUGAUGAUGAGUCUGAAAAAUCAGAUUCUGAUAAGAACAAUAAUGAACUAUCGGCAGUGAUGCCAGAAAAGAUGCUAGAUACAACUUUGAUCAGAUAUCAGCGAUAUUUAAAGCAGCGUGAUCUCGAAUUUGAUAAAUUAAAGGAGAGUCAAAACAAACUAAGUAAUGAGCCCGGUUCAGUGGUUAUUAGGGGUUCAACAGCUCAAAAAACGCCAGAUUCAAUUGAAGCUACGAAAGAAUGUGAUGUUAUAGAGCCGGAUAGCCCAACAGAAACGAAAAAUGUAGAAGAAUCUCUAGUGCAUACCACGCUACGCGCAACAACACCAGAUUUACAUGAAAUUUCUGCAUUCUUAGAUACACAAAUAUCAAAGCAAUCGAACAAAGGAACACAAGGAUCGAUAACAGCUGAAUAUUUGGGAAUUUCGACAAAUGGACCAACAAUAGACUACAGUAUUUUAAAUGAUACACAAAAUGCUGUGCUGUUGAAUACACAAAGCUCAAGUUCUACAAGAGAAGCAGUGCAAAGUUCAACACUAAGAAAGGCACAAAGUUCAAUUUCAGGGAUGUCGAAUAUUGGUGCAGAACAUUCUAUUUUACACGAAAAGUCAAAAAAUACAACAGUUAAUUCAUUUAAUUCAGUAAACUGUGGUGUGGUCUUUAAAAUUUUAAACUGUGGUGUCUCCAGUACGAUGCAAAAAGAAUUCGUUAGAAUUAAUUCGAAGACAAGCAAUAGCGAUGAGGCUUUAGAUUUAUCGCGGAAAUCUAAAGACGUAAAUAGCACAAAUGCAAAGGAUGUAAAACGUUUAAAAGCUGCCAAGUCACCAUUAAAGAAUCCACAAAAUACUUCGAACACUGAUAUUGUUAAAAAAGCAAAGAUCACAAGAAGACAACAACUGCAGCAACCCGGAGAGGACAACUGCGUUUUAGAUUUGUCACACAAGACUGCAACUAAUUUGAAUAUGACCUGGUGUGAUAGCUUAACAGUAGCUGAAGCUUCUGCUGGUAACUGUACGAGAACCCGCAAAAGUUCCGAUACGCUAAGCGACAGUCCAAAAUGUAUUAAGAAUUACAUACGUUGUUAUAAAGUAGCCACCGCUUAUGCGCGUCUCAAAGAAAGUGAACGUACAAUAGGGAAUUUUAAAAACCUAUACAUGCGAGUGUGGCACACAAAUACAGCCAUAGAUUAUAUAACCCAAAAAUUGAGCAACAGUAGCAUCAGUCACGAGAAGGAGCAGAAGACUGUACCAGCGCAGCAGGCAGUGCUUAAGCGCAAUAUAAAAAGUGUUAUAGAGAAGAGUGAGCUGCCAUUAAAUAUGUCUAAAAAGUUGCAAGAAAAACAAGUAAACAAUGCAUUAAAUAAUGUUAAAAUCAACAAAUCAAACGGAACGGUAGUAAGGGCCAAAUUAGCUAAAAAUAGUGCGGGCAAAAUGUGCGCGAAAGUGUCUAAAAAUACUGCAAAGGAAAAUACAUCGUCUACAAACCCAAAUCGCUUUCGUUUGCAGUUAAUGGAUGAAGUGAAUAGCGAUAUGAAAAACUCACAGCAUAUUAAUAAUGACGUUAUGCAUUUAGUGCUCAAUAUGAAGUGUAAAGCUCUUGACACCAACAAUAAAGGAAAUCAAGCAAAACAAAAUGUGGAAAAUAAAGCAAUUGCAGAAGAUGCAGAACUUAAUGAAACUGAAAGUUUACCCAGUAUGUCCUUCGAAGAAUAUUGCAGUUAUGUGCUUCAAACACCAUCUAAGUAGUAAGUCAUACA
Zeugodacus cucurbitae (melon fly) is the source of this 4974-nucleotide messenger RNA. RefSeq names its product probable ATP-dependent DNA helicase HFM1. The record is from RefSeq and is a predicted model, not a curated record. Bases 233 to 4963 code for a protein of 1576 amino acids. Gene Ontology annotation, molecular function: ATP binding; nucleic acid binding. NCBI's taxonomy places the organism in Eukaryota, Metazoa, Arthropoda, Insecta, Diptera, Tephritidae. The transcript has 14 exons.